AUGGGGGGCACCGCCACGGCAACGGCCUACGUGCGGUCCUGCGACGGAGCCUCGCCACCCACGCCGCCUGGGUGCGGGCUCAAGCUGGUGGUGGACCUCACCCUCGACGACAGCAUUCUCACCGGCUCCGUCUUGGAGACAGAGGUGAUGGUGACGCACGCGUUGCAUGAGUCACUCUUUCCCCGUGACGCGGCGUCCGAUGCCGCUGGCACAGCUGCCACCUCUCUGCAGGUGUCUCUGCCUCCCAUCACGGUGGCAAUGCGGCGUGGCGCUGUGCAGAUGCGCUACGGGCUCACCUACCUACGCACGUUCCCGGCGGCAUUGCGAGACUCUGUGCGGGUACUGAAGACGGCCAUGUCGUGCGACGACGGCGUCACGCGCUGUCCUUCCUACAUGAGCAUGACAGGGACGCUUGUGUCGGCGCCGCUCGGAUUGUGCUGCCUCUGCACCAGCGUGGAGUGCGCCCUCACAAGCGACCUGUGCAACGCUUCGAUGCGCGCGCACUUUUGCUUCCGCACCGGUGCAGCCGGAAUCACGUGCGUACAGAGCGAGGGCAUCACCUACCACGGAUGGGCCGUGGGAUCGUCGUCGCCCUACUACAUGAUGCACCUAUCCGCGAGCGGGCGAGGGAUCGCACCGACGACACUGCAGCUCACGACGGACGCCCCUGAGGUGCAGAAGGGUGCGUCUGCUCUGCAGAUUCUUCGGGCCUCUGGUGUUUUGCCCGGAGAGUCAAACCCCACGGUUGAUAUUUCCGGGCGCGUUCUCUUUGUCCCCUCUGCAGAACACAGCAGUGCCAGCCGCAGCAUCAGCACCGGGCCUGUGCGCGACGACGACCCGGCAGAGUGGCUGUUGCUCCCGGCGCCGCUUGUCAGCGUCUCCGGCAAUGAUUGCGACAAGGUCGGCAUCUCACCAGACUAUUUCUACUCGCUCUCCAGCACUAAGCAGUGCAACGCGCAGAAGGGGACGUGCGUGCGACACCAGCUAGCAGACUACCGUGCGGCGGACCUGGAACAGAUCGCCCAGGGCGUCGGCGGACGCUAUAUCGCCGCCUCUCUGGGCACCUUCACGCGGCAGGCGAUGAGGGAACAGGAGUUCCUGCUCGAUGCGGUGGAGCGCACGGGUGGGGCGAUGCUGCGGUGGACGGUGAAUGCGGACGGCCUCGUGUUCCAGCCGCUUCCGGUACACGGUGUACUGGAUGCUAUCAAGUUUGACAGCAGCACAGGCAUCCUCUACGUCACGGUUCGCAACAACAACACAUAUGGUGGCCUCUACUACGUUGCCGUUGGUCAGUGUCGGGGAGCACGCGCAUCGAACUGCGAUAGCGACGGCGUGACACACGAGUGUGGUCGCACGGCUUUGGUGGCCGGGGCUAACACCUCCUCGCUGUUGCAGUUCAGCAUGGUGAGCGACCUGCCCGAGGAGGUGGGGAGCACCGCCUCAUGCACCGUCGUCUUUCGCGACGCGGCCGCAGCGCUGCUGGCCUCUGCAAACAUUUCCUGGACGGUCGAGCACACGACCACUACGCCGGCGCCGAAUGCCCCCAAAGCGGAGCAGUGCAGACGCUGCGCCUUUCGCGACCUGCGGUGUCUUUUCAGCACCGUCUGCGAGUGGCAGAUGCUCCUGUGGACAGCGGUGGCGGUGGCGGUGACGUGGACGCCGUAUGCCAUCUUGGCCUACUGGCGUAUGGCGUGGCACGUUGGCGCCAAGCUCUUGGCGUGUCUGAACUGA
Leishmania major strain Friedlin is the source of this 1731-nucleotide messenger RNA. Its product is annotated as similar to leishmania major. l411.4-like protein. The record is from RefSeq and is a predicted model, not a curated record. The transcript has a single exon. Lineage: Eukaryota; Euglenozoa; Kinetoplastea; Trypanosomatida; Trypanosomatidae. Bases 1 to 1731 code for a protein of 576 amino acids.